AUGGCCAGGAAGAAUCCCCAGGAUGCUCCUCACCUUGAUAAUGAUGAAAUGACACUCUCUCCAGAACACGGCACCACAGACGUAGUGGUUGGUAAUGCAACCAGCCCUCACCACCUUGCCAAUCCAAGCUAUGCCGAGUGUUAUGGCAAUGGCCACGACAAUGCCUCGGUGACAUCCACAGACCACACACGUGGGUCUCUUUUCCUGCAAGAACCUAACAGCGACUCUGUUCCGUUGCCACCGAUGGCCUCUCCAGUCAACAAUACCACCACGUCCCCCUACUUGAGCGAGGGUGGAAUUCAGACCACUCAGUUACUCGGACUUGACUCCAGUCCAUUUUCUCCGGCUUCACGUGCAAAUGCCAUACAUGCAGGGUCCCCUCUGACCUAUAGAGAAGCUUACCUUGUGCAUCACUUUGCUACGCACCUCGGGUAUUGGCUCGACUGCACCGACGCUUCACGCCAGUUCACCCGGAAAAUUCCCCUCUUGGUCAAGCAAUCGUCCAUUCUGCUGUAUGCCGUGCUUUCAUACGCGGCCCGGCACGUCGGAGAUGCCGAAAUGGCCGAGCAGGCGCAUGAGCGGUGUGUAGAACUAUUGAUCCCCUUUCUGAGCUCGGAAACGGUGGCUGAUGAUGACAUCCUGCUGUGUACCAUUGUCAUCUUGCGGGUGUUUGAGCAGUUGAAUGUCAUGGUAACCGGCAGCGAUCGGGAACGCCAUUUAGCCGGCUGCUCGGCUCUUCUCCGGGCAUCGCAAGGACGGGAGCUGGAUCCCUCAACCCCGGGCUUGCGGCAGGCGGCUUUUUGGGUCUAUAUGCGCCAGUGUCUGUACAAUGCUUGUGUGCAUCAGCAGGCUCCCAAUGUGGAUUUGAACUUGAUUCUUAUUCCCCCCCCAAGCGGAAGUGACCCUCUAGGCAAUCCGAACUCUGAAACAGCCUGGGCCAACACAAUGACUUGGAUCUGUGCCACCGUGAUACACUUUUGCUUUGGGUCGCAUUACUCUGAGCCUUUUACCAGAAUGCGCCGAUGGCAAGAGCUAUCCGAGGCUGUCGAGAAUUGGUUGAGCACCCGACCGUGUACAUUUGACCCAAUCUGGUAUAGCGAGGCCGUCCCGGACAGUGGAAAUCCGUUCCCAGAGAUAUGGUUCACGGCGGACUGGCAUAUUAUGGCAUUCGGAUACUAUCAUCUUGCCUGUAUGCUCUUGGCCAUCUAUAAGCCAUCGCCUAGAUUUGCAGUCCGCGGGUUACACAGCACAGCGCAUCCGAGUCAUGAUGCACGCUCGUGCAAUCUGUGGAGCCUGCAACAGCUCCCCGUCGACGGUGCCAUCGUUGAUCACGCUCUGUCAUUCCACGUUUAUUUGGGGUCCCUUGAUGACGGCUCCAGCAGAAAGGGAUGUAAUUAUUAG
Molecule: messenger RNA, 1401 nt
Organism: Penicillium canariense
Lineage: Eukaryota; Fungi; Ascomycota; Eurotiomycetes; Eurotiales; Aspergillaceae
Exons: 5
Coding region: 1-1401 (466 amino acids)
Biological process (GO): positive regulation of transcription by RNA polymerase II
Cellular component (GO): nucleus
Molecular function (GO): transcription cis-regulatory region binding; DNA-binding transcription factor activity
Source: RefSeq, a predicted model, not a curated record